UGACUCAUUCCACAAUCAUCAAACGGCAGAAAGAAAGCCACAGCUCCCCACAGCCAAAUGUCAUAUGUGAUGAUACAGCCGUUUUACUGUGAGGGGAUACUGCAAGUUCUGAAGGUGCCUUCCUCUCCAGAAGGGUCAGCUGCAGGGGUAGGAGCAGGGAAAAGAGCGAGCGGAGGCGGCGGAGGUAGGAUCUCCGAGGCGACGUCAUGAAGGACCACUCUCCAAGCCGCUGGCUGGGGUGGACCAGAGCAACAGAGAGCCAGGACUGCUGGAGAGGAAGUGCUCCGCGCCCCCGGCUACCGGCGCCACCCGCGCUCAGGCGGUUCCAGCUGUCCCGCGGACGCCACGCGCUGCUGCUGUCCCCAGCCGUCACCCAAGGCCUAAACACAGGCUCUCGGAACGUCGCGGCUUUCCUAAGAGGCAGAAGUCAGAAUAUUUAAAACAAUGACCACACCAAACAAAACACCUCCUGGUGCAGAUCCUAAGCAGCUGGAAAGGACUGGAACAGUAAGGGAAAUUGGGUCACAAGCUGUUUGGUCACUCUCAUCUUGCAAACCAGGAUUUGGAGUGGAUCAGUUACGAGAUGACAAUCUAGAAACAUACUGGCAAUCAGAUGGGUCCCAGCCUCAUUUAGUGAACAUCCAGUUCAGAAGAAAAACAACAGUGAAGACAUUAUGUAUAUAUGCAGACUACAAAUCUGAUGAAAGCUACACUCCAAGCAAAAUCUCAGUCAGAGUAGGAAAUAAUUUUCACAAUCUUCAAGAAAUUCGGCAACUUGAAUUGGUGGAACCAAGUGGCUGGAUUCAUGUUCCUUUAACUGAUAAUCAUAAGAAGCCAACUCGAACAUUCAUGAUACAGAUUGCUGUUCUAGCCAAUCACCAGAAUGGAAGAGAUACCCACAUGAGACAAAUUAAAAUAUACACACCAGUGGAAGAGAGCUCUAUUGGUAAAUUUCCCAGAUGUACAACUAUCGAUUUCAUGAUGUAUCGUUCAAUAAGGUGACUUUAAAGUGGAGCAAAAGUGACGAAUCCUUUGUUUUGUUCUGUUAUUACAUUUUAUGUUGGAGAUCUUUAUUGAAAAAUGCUUCAGUUAUUUUGCAAUUUUGUAUACAUUUAAAAGUAUUUUAAUUUUUGAUAAAUAAAUUUUGGAUCUUAUUGUCUCAGUUUUCUUUAACAUACAAUUAAGCUCACAGAUUUUACUUCACUAAAAAA
Messenger RNA from Ictidomys tridecemlineatus (thirteen-lined ground squirrel), 1211 nucleotides. It is a transcript of the gene Anapc10, whose product is annotated as anaphase promoting complex subunit 10. Gene Ontology annotation, cellular component: anaphase-promoting complex. Gene Ontology annotation, biological process: anaphase-promoting complex-dependent catabolic process; protein K11-linked ubiquitination. The record is from RefSeq and is a predicted model, not a curated record. NCBI's taxonomy places the organism in Eukaryota, Metazoa, Chordata, Mammalia, Rodentia, Sciuridae.